UCAGUCUGAUAAUGAGGCUGCAUUGAAAGGAGUAAAUUGGACUUAAAAUAGUCAAUAUUUAUCUAUGAUUACGUAGUGAGUAGCUUUCACAAACACUUUGCGGUCUUUGUGCUACACAGGACUGUCAUCUCUGCGCACUGUCACUUGUUGGAAAAUAUAAGUGUUGUGUUCUUCCCAAAAACAAGUCGUUAUUUGUAUUUUAAAACGGUAAGAAAACCCCACUACAGGAAGUAAAUUAAAGUUAAAUGUGCUAACUCGCAGGUGGUGGCAUAAUGGAAAUCGUCCGAGUUUAACUGCAACUGCGGAUUUUUGGAUUCCAGCUCGAGCACCGCUAUCAUCUGAAGUUGGAAAUCGCAAUCACUGCAAUGACCGACUCUUCAAAACCUCCUUUAGGGAGGAGGAUGAAGGCCCGUGCCCCGCCCCCGCCGCAGGUCCCUCUUCCCGCCCCACGCCACAUCUUCAGAAACGUUGUACCUGAUGGGGGAGGGACAUCUGACAUGGACGCCAAGGAGAACGUGCUGAGGCCCACUGUGGAUUUACAGCUCACCCUACCACAGGGACACCAGACUGCUAUAACUGAGGAGGGCAGUAAGGCGCUGAUGGACCUGCUGGUCGAGCUUUGCAGCCGUCACCACCUGAAUCCAGCGCUGCACACCCUGGAGCUGCUGUCGCCCGAGGGCCACUCUUUGGGGUUCAAGCCCAACGCGCUGCUGGGCUCCCUCAACGUGGCCUCCGUCCUCAUCAAGGAGAAAGUCUGGGAGGAGAAAGUGGUGCGCAGACCGGCUCCAAAAGUGCCACAGAAAACCGUGCGUUUGAUGGUGAACUACCACGGAAGCCAGAAGGCAGUGGUGCGGGUCAACCCGUUGGUACCGCUCCAGGCUCUGAUACCAGUCAUCUGCGAUAAGUGUGAUUUUGACCCCGAACAUGUCCUGCUCCUGAAGGACAGCAUCAGUCGCCACGAGUUACCGCUGGACAAAUCCCUGCUGGACCUGGGAUUCAAGGAGCUCUACGUACACGAUCAGAGUCUAGAGUCUAUCCGCUCUGGUACUAACGCUUUGGGCAGAGCAGAGAAGAAAGGCGUUCUGGGUAUCUUCCAGUUCAGCAAGAGGAAAACAAAGACAGAAACUACAUCUAUGGACAUGGAUGACUGUGAUGAUAGAGUUAUCCAAAAUACUGACACACAAUCCGAUCGUCUGUCCACUGCGUCAGGGGUCCUCAGUGUAGAAAAUCGGCCCUGCACCUUGGGCCAGUCUCAGUCAGUCGUGAACAUACCCAGGUUGUCUCCCAAGGCUGACCCCAAAAAGAGGAGGGCCCCAGCACUACCCGGGGCCCCAACGCCCAGCAUGGGACACAGUGGCUUUGAUGGUUAUGAGAUGGGCCUUGGCACAGAAACCCUGCAGAGGAAAAGAAAGGCUCCAGCCCCUCCACCCACCCCAGGCCCUGAUGACACUUCAACCUCCCCUUCUCCCAGCCUUGAUGCUACUGAAGCUCCUACCCCAGCCUUCCAUAUUAAGGUGGCACAGUCAAACACCGUCUCUUCCACCACUGUGGUAACGCAAACGGUAAAACCCGUCCCCUUGAAAACAGUAGCACAGCCUCCACCUGUGAUCGCUGCCUCCCCAUCCCCCAGCUCCCCGACCCCGAGCGGCAGCAGCACCACCACCGACAGCCUAGCGGUCCAGGACUCCAGCUCUGAACUCAGCCACAGCCUUGACGACUCCGACGCUGACCUAGACCAGGCUGUGUCAUACUGCAGCACCCUCACCAGCAGCACAGAGAGCGGCUCUGCCCGGGUCCAGCCCGCUAAGAAAAGCUCCAGCAGCAGGGUGGGGGAAUCCCAAAAGGCCCGCAGCACAACUGCCAAACUAGAUCAAAAGGCCACCUCAACCGUCAGCUCCAGAUCAGACACUGAGUCGGCCCUAAACCUGAAACUGGAUGACCUUGAGCACAACAGAAACAGCGCAAUGGGAGCCGCUGAUCGACCAGUGCCACCCAAACCUCGCCGUUCACCAGGGCCACCGCAGCUUGUCCUACCCCUUUCCCCAUCCUUCCCUCCCAUUGAGCCCACAGAAAGCAACUCCCUGCAGAGUCCCAUCGGGGCUGAGGAAGCGGCUCCCCAGUCUUGGCUCCACUCCAUGCAAAGCUCCGCAGCCAUUUUAAGGAAACCAGGAACGGGAACGCCUGACAUGGAGACCACGUCUUUGGGCAGCAGCAGUGGCAGCAGCAGCCUGCCUGACCAAGGUUACGCUGCCUCUGAGGGCAUCGCAGAGGGCGAGGACUUGGGCAUGGUCGGCUCUCCAUCUGAAACCCUACCCACAUCCCCGAAUGGGAGUUUGUCCCUGGAUGGAAAUAGCCAACGUGGACCAGAGAGGCUGCUGGGACCAGUGCGGGACAACUCCAGUGACAGCGACGAGGGCUGUGCGACGUGGGGAUCAAGACAAAGGCACAAUGACAUCAACCCACAAGCAAAGUCUGGCAGGUUAAAAAAAAAACAUGAAGAUGAUCCAGAGUUCACAGCCCAGCUCCAUCAGACUUUUGCAGAUUUUGAAGCAAACCUUGCAGAUCACAAAGGUAUAGCUUCAAAAAAGAAGACUCCUUAUACCAUGUCCACAGACAGUAAUGAGGUGCCGGUGUCUGUUGUGGACAUGGAUGUGCCAGUCACAGCCAUAGAUGAAGUACUGGAGGACUAUGAACGCCACAUUGUAGAAAAUGAGACAAAGUCACUCACCAGGACUGAGUCAGCUGGCAGCAAAGGUCCAGGCUUUUGUCACCAGUCGAGUGCGGAGUCACAGAACAAAAACAACAAUGCUUGUUCAGCUGCUGAUGGUAAUAAAAGCCGCCGCGCAAAUACUAAGCAGCUGUCUCAACCUGAGAAGCAUAGAAAGCCAUUGGAGAAUAAGUCUAUCUCUGAGAAAAAGGAAGGCAAGAUGCUAGAGGCAAAAAUUAAAGAGAUGCGUGUGAUUGAUACCAACAUUUUGAAAGAGGGAAAACAAAGAACAACAUCAGCAGUGAAAUCUAACGUAGACAUGCAGAAACACAGCAAGCACUCUGAGAUCAAGCCUGACCCUGUGACAAGUAACGCUCAAUCUUUUCAAGAGAAGAAGCCUGUCUUUCCACCAACCAGUCAGAUAUCAGUACCGCCUGUAGAGAAAGACAAAGAGAUGCACAGAGUUAGCCAGGGCCACAAUACUUCACACGGUCAAAUAACUCGUAACGUCACAUCACGCUUCGGUAUGAAAACGUUCACUGUGGUCCCUCCCAAACAUUCUGUUGCGCAUGCUGCGACGGAAGAGCCAGCUGUUAAACUAACUGUCGGUGCCAUUAAGAUUGACGAUCAAGGAAACAUGGUGAAAGUGGGUAUUUCUCGAAACAGAGUCGGCAGUGAGGCUGGAAUUAAUUCCAGUGAGGGGUCUCCUCUUCUUGGAAAAGCCAAAGCUUUCUGGAGCUCAAAUGAAAGACAAGAAAGUUCUGUGCCCCACAGCAAAGAUGUCAGUGAUAAGGUUAAAGAGAGCACAGAUGGCCUGAAUAGUAUUCCCACUGCAAUCUCAGUUCCUACCUUAAUGAGCAGUAAUACUGAGGACCUGAAAACUACUCCAAUUCUAGGUUAUAAACCUCCUGAGAGACUGCAGCCUAAAGAGAUAGUUAAAGAAGAAGCUAAAGAACCAGCAAGAGCCAUCAUACUUGCAAAAGAACAGCAGGUAGAGGUGGAGAGCCCAAUUUCAGUGUUCAACAACAAUCACCAGCCAAGUAAUUAUCCUACCCUUCCCCCUCCCAUGAUUCCAGACCUGAAGAGAGACCUGUCCUUCCUCAAACCAUCCAGACGGACCUCGAGCCAAUAUGUGGCGUCUGCCAUAACUAAAUACGCCCCAAAGACCUCAGAUAAACCCAGCUCUAUCUCUAAUGUACAUGACUCCUCUGCUUCUUUGAAGUCCCAGACUGUCGGUUUCCAGAGGUCAGGUCGCUCCAUAAAAGUGAAUCCAAACCAAUCCUCCCUGUCAUCUUUGUCAGAUAAUAAGGAGUAUCACUCUUCUUCUAAAUCAAACCCGCCAGGUCCUACGAGGUCUAUGAGCCACCCGGAGUAUAUUUCUGACUGCCAGACAGAUUUUGCAGGAGUGAGACCGGACAAGGAAGGAUUUGGAAGCUCUGUCGGGUCCACCAAAGCAAGUUUUAAUGUGCUGGAAACAGGAACAGCCAAGAAUAGGCUUAUUCAGUCUAGUGGCCCAACCCAAAAUAACAUGAUUGCCAGUAAUGACAGCGAUAAUAUUAAACAAAAUCGGUUAAGUAGCCCCAGCCCUGCACUAAGCAGAACUCCACAUUCAUCUGCCAAACUUCCCACGGCCUCCAAGACUGUAUCCGAAGACCAGACAACUAACGUGAGGGGCACGACCAAGGCAGUAACCAGUCUCACACCUGCUGCAAAACAACAGCCAUUUGUCACAGUGACAGACACGAGUGCUAACACAGGUCCUUCACCAGUCACCGUGUUUGGGCCAAUAAAAAAGUUCAGACCAGUGAUCUCUAGGUCUGUUGAGAAAGACACGUCACUGCAUGGCAGCCUGAUGGAGGCCAUCCAGACAGGCGGAGCCAGGGACAGGCUCAAGAAGCUAUCCACUUCUGGUCCCAGCAUCACAAAGAAAGCAUCCUAUGUAGAGGAGGAGAAUGAGAGGUCUGCUCUCCUGGCUGCCAUUAGAGCCCAGAGCAGCUCCGGGAGGCUAAAGAAGACCAAAUCUGGGGCUUCUGAUGAGGUUGAGAAGUUCAGGAACGUGACAUCCGAGGAGGCAGGCCCUCCUUCCUCUCCCUCUCCUUCCUUCUUCACCACACCACCAGCACCCAUGAUUGCACCUCCACCUCCUCCUCCUCCUGUCUUCUUGCCCGAGGGUAAGCCUAGCACUGUGGCAGGUGCUAACGCCCUCAUUAACCCUGGCGUGGCCAGGGAGGCUAUGCUGGAGGCUAUCCGCACUGGAUCUGCUGCUGAUAGGCUAAAAAAGGUCGCUGCGCCCACAAAGACAAUCCAAGUGAAUGGCAGACUGGGAACAAUCCAUGCAAGCUCCUCAACACUCCCUCAGCCAUAGGAGGGGAAGCCCACAUCACCGCAACAAAGGACAUAGUAACGCUAUAUAUAUCUCAUUUCAGGUUGUUGUUGUUUUUGCCAUUGUGCUUUUGCAAAAGACUUUUGGAAAACUGGAUUGAUUUGAUUGCCCUUAUGCUUAAAUGAUUUUGUAUGAAAGGAGAAUUAUUUAAAUACUACUUUUAUGUAUUUAUGUGGUGAAAGUUGCUCUCUUAGUAGCCAAACCAAUAACAUCUCUUUGAUCAUUGUGUCCCAGGUGAAAGAAUUGCAGUUAAUUCCAUGUAUAAUAUCAGUUAUAUCAGUUAGCUUUUGACUAUAGCCUGCUAGAGAGAGUUCAUGUCCAUCUUUACAACAUUUUGCGGUUCCUAAACAUAUCUUGCCAUCUGUACUUGAAUUCAGUAGUUGUAACUGGAAUGUUGUACAAAGUGUGUGCCAAUGAAAGCAGAUUUAAAUGGUUUAUGAUUUUGCUUUGUUUUUUCCUUGAUUUUUCCCCCCUAUUUUUUUACCGCAGUUAAGUUAUGGAUGCCUUAAACUGUUGCUCAGUCAGUGUUAUGUAUAUGAUGUUUGCUUUUAAAUUCAAUAUAGAGUGCAAUAAGUUGAAUCUGCUGAUUUUCCAGAUUUUAACUACUUAUUAUUUGUGUAACAAAGUAAAACAACUGAAAACGUCUGUGCAUUUACAAAAAUAAUGGAUAUAUCCAUUGACGAUGUUUGAUUUUUUUGUUUUGUUUAAAAGUGUAUUUUAUCCAGAUCUGGUCCAUAUGCCAACUUCUGCAUUUCUUGGCUCUGAGAAGAAAAAGGUGGUGAUGACUGAUUUGUGCCUUUUAUCUGAAUAUACUUCUAAUUUAGCUUCUAACCAUCACUUUUUGCUGCUGUUUAAGAUCUACUAAGACAUUUUCAUGCAUGGUGAGUGACCUGCAGAAACGGAUACUUGUACAGUAGCGAUACCACGGACCGUGCCUUUGAUGUUAGAUCUUUCUGAGAAAUUGAGAUUAACCUUUUCUUUCCUUAAAAUGUCAACAUUUUUGAAGCACUGUUAUUGAAAGAUGUCAAUGGUGGAUGUCACCAUGAGCAAAGACAUAAGACCAUCAAGUCACCAUGGAGAUGUAAUAAAAACCACCUCCAUCGUAGGAAAGCUGUAGGAAGGCAGUAGUUUAGGUUGCCUUAAUUUACGCACAUGGUAUUGCAUUCCUUUGUGCUUCAUUUUAAGUUUACAGUGUGGAAUAGCUAUGAUGGCUGUGAGAAACCUAGAGCAUUCAUAUUCAGGUAUAAAUGCUUGCUGCUGUUGAUUGUGAGAAGUCUGAGUAAAGGGAGUCCUAGUUUUAUAGAGAUUAUUUUUAAUUCUUGCUCACCUGUUUUUCCCUGAGAGGGAGAACCUUGAGAUAUUCUCUGUUUCUUUUUUUCACUAACUAGAAGGGAUUAUUUUAUUCACGCAAUAGCCUAUAUCACAUUGUAGCAUUGUAUAUUUUGUACACGAGAGGAUCACCUUAAAAGAUUUGAUACAAAUCGUCAAUAGAGAGCAAUCCACUGAUAGUGUGAACAUUUUAUAAGCUAUUGCUUUUUAAGUUUUAAGUGCACAUUGUUUUUUUGGGAUGGUUAUUUUUGUCUGCCCUGAUUUUUGAUUCAAUAAAUAAUUUUGCAAUCAACUCAAAAGUGACUUUCACCUGUUAUUCCUGUAUUUUGUCUUUCCGCAAUAAAAAUGUGAGCCAUUUGCAGCAAAUAUA
Eleginops maclovinus (Patagonian blennie) is the source of this 6789-nucleotide messenger RNA. RefSeq names its product cordon-bleu WH2 repeat protein (gene cobl). Gene Ontology annotation, molecular function: actin monomer binding. Bases 366 to 5072 code for a protein of 1568 amino acids. Gene Ontology annotation, cellular component: plasma membrane; terminal web; axonal growth cone. The transcript has 17 exons. Lineage: Eukaryota; Metazoa; Chordata; Actinopteri; Perciformes; Eleginopidae. The record is from RefSeq and is a predicted model, not a curated record. Gene Ontology annotation, biological process: actin filament network formation; actin filament polymerization.